AUGUGUGAUAAUACAAUAACAGAAGAGGACAAUAAUAAUAAUAAUCCCGAUCUUAGUUUAAAUGAACAUGAUGAAAAUGAGGAAAAUAAGGAAAAUGAUGAAAAUAGGAAAAAUGAUGAAAAUAAGGAAAAUGAGGAAAAUGAUGAAAAUGAUGAAAGCACACCUACCGGAAAAAAACAUAUUAUACUUAAAUUAAAGAAAUAUAAUAGUGGGUUCUCGGGAAAUUUGGCUAUGGAAGCCAUGAAGAAGGCAUCCAAAAUUAUCGCUGAUAAGGAAAGAAUUUACAAAGAAUAUAGCGGAGUUGGAUUAAGUAACAUGGAACCUGUCUCUGAACAAAAUAACCAUUUGAAUUAUGAUACAACAGAUAAUGUAGACGAAAAUCCACCCAGCCUUAAUACGAUUCCAUUGCAAAAGAAGUUCUUGUUAGGAGCAAAGGCAGUUUUACCAGGGAAUAAUCAAGAACUAUUGGAAAAAUUGAAAGCCAGAAAAAUUUAA
This is a messenger RNA of Plasmodium yoelii, 495 nucleotides long. RefSeq names its product conserved Plasmodium protein, unknown function. The coding region runs from base 1 to 495 and encodes 164 amino acids. NCBI's taxonomy places the organism in Eukaryota, Apicomplexa, Aconoidasida, Haemosporida, Plasmodiidae. The record is from RefSeq and is a predicted model, not a curated record. The transcript is spliced from 4 exons.